AAAUCUUUCGGAAAAUGUACACUUCAAAAUGAGCCAAGUAUUGCAGUCGCUAGUUUUACUUUUCUUUAUUUUUUACAGUAAAGAAGCGGAAUGCAAGAAGCACGACAAGGCUCACGGGGUGAGGGUGGACGGGGGUAAGAUCGUCGGCGGGUAUAACACCACCAUCCAGAACAUCCCGUACCAGGCGUACCUCAUCCUGCAGAAGGGAUCCGGCUACUACCAGUGUGGCGGCUCCAUUAUUAAUGCCAGGAACAUACUUACUGCCGCCCACUGCGUUAGGGGAAUGCAAGCUGUGUACAUCCGGAUUGGAAGCGGCGACUCCGAAAAUGGCGGAUACAAUUACUACACGACUACUUACGUAGCGCACCCGCAGUACAAUGCGCAGACCAGUGAAUACGACGUGGCAGUUAUCAAAGUGGGUCAGAACAUGAGGUUGGAUGGGACCAACACGAAGGCCGUGACUCUAGCGCGCGCGGGCAGCGACCCGCCGGCCGGGACGCAACUCCUGGUGUCUGGGUGGGGAGCUACUUCUGAGAGUGGUUCAACCAGCCGCUUCCUGAUGGCAGUGAAGGUGCCGGUGGUGGCGCGCGCGGACUGCGGCAGGUCCUACUCCGGCAUCACGACGAGGAUGAUCUGCGCUGGCACCGCCGCCGGGGGGAGGGAUUCUUGCCAGGGUGAUUCUGGUGGCCCAGCAGUUAUGGACUCUAACAGGGUGCAAGUAGGUGUGGUUUCGUUUGGCAUCGGCUGUGCUCGAGCGGGCUACCCUGGAGUUUACACGAACGUGGCCGCUGUAAGAAGGUUCAUCGAUGCUACCGCACUUCUCUAGCCGAUAGAUGGCGCUAAUCGUGUUAUUUAGUUUUAUGUUUUGUGUGUGAAAUUAUUUAAAUAAAGGCACUGUUU
Molecule: messenger RNA, 900 nt
Organism: Plutella xylostella (diamondback moth)
Lineage: Eukaryota; Metazoa; Arthropoda; Insecta; Lepidoptera; Plutellidae
Gene: Coc
Product: cocoonase
Biological process (GO): proteolysis
Molecular function (GO): serine-type endopeptidase activity
Source: RefSeq, a predicted model, not a curated record